AAGACCGAUAAACUGUCGUAGGGAAGGAAAAUGUUGUCCCUCGGAGUUAUCUCGGGAAUGCAAAAAUCUCUGUUAUCGAGCUCUACAGAGAAACUCCUAUUUUUCUACCCAAGAAACGUUUCUUACGGUAUCCCCACAAACAGAAGGCUUUGUUCUUGCUAUACCUACUCUUUUCAAAGAAACGUUUCGGGAACUUCCGCCCUUUCCACUUCUCAAACCAGUCUUCCUUUAGCAUCGGAUUCCACUCCAGAAGAAUCUCCUCUUUCUGGAGUUGAGGAUGUUUUGGCGAGCUACGUCUUUGGCAAGAAGAAGGCCACUGAAGUUGCUCACAGGGUAUGGGAGCGAGUGGUCCGGAAAGGAGAUACAGUCAUUGAUGCAACUUGUGGCAAUGGUUAUGAUACCUUAACAUUGCUAAAAAUGGUUGCUGAUGAAUCUCAUCAGGGUCGUGUUUAUGGUUUGGAUGUUCAGAAAGCUGCUUUGGAGAGCACAUCUUCUUUGCUGGAACAGUCAGUCAGUUCAAAUGAGAAAGAACUUGUUAAGCUCUUCCACAAGUGUCAUAGUAAAAUGGCAGAAGUUCUUCCGGGAGAUAUUUUGGUGAGGCUUGUUGCUUUCAACCUAGGCUACCUUCCUGGUGGUGAUAAAACGGUGAUCACCGAGCCACAAACGACACUCGAAGCACUGAAAGUUGCAAAGAAUAUCCUAAUGCCUGGAGGAUUAAUCAGCUUAGUCGUUUAUGUGGGGCAUCCUGGUGGAUGCCAAGAAUUGGAGACUGUGCAAGAAUUUUCUUCUGAAUUAUCAGUUGACAAUUGGAUCUGCUGCAAGUUUCAGAUGCUGAACAGACCACUAUCUCCAGUUCUUAUUUUCUUGUUCAAGAAAUGUUAAACACCAUUUUAACGAUAACAAUUUUUACAAAUUUGAUUAUAGUUUUUUUAUACAAUCCUUUCAAGCAUGUGACUAGUCAGUUGAUCAGAAAACUAACAAUGUUUGCUGUGUUUUCCACAAGAAAUUAACGUAGAGUUU
Molecule: messenger RNA, 1020 nt
Organism: Morus notabilis
Lineage: Eukaryota; Viridiplantae; Streptophyta; Magnoliopsida; Rosales; Moraceae
Product: putative rRNA methylase YtqB
Exons: 6
Coding region: 31-882 (283 amino acids)
Source: RefSeq, a predicted model, not a curated record